AAAAAACUAGACAUUUGUGUCUUUAAAUUGUUUUCAGAUCUAAUAACAUAUCAAAAAACAUGUCGUCGUCGUCGACAACCAAUAGUAAAGAUUUUAGCGGUAAAGUCGUAUUGAUUACCGGCAGCAGCGGCGGUAUAGGUGCGGCCCUUAGCCGACACUUUGCCCGUAGCGGUGCCCAAGUAGUGGUCAACGGUCGCAAUGGUCAGAAUGUCGGUAAAGUCGCCAGCGAUUGUAAUAGUCUAUCGCCUAAAAAGCUAAAAGCAUUGCAAGUUGUAGCCGAUGUUACCAUUGAUGACGAUUGUCGCCGAUUGGUCGAUACGGUUAUCUGUCGAUUGGGACGGAUCGACAUAUUGGUCAACAAUGCCGGUGCCGGCGCUUUCGGCAGUAUAUACGAUCCGAAACUGAUGCAAACCUACGAUCAUAUGAUGAAACUGGAUGUCCGAUCAGUGGUAUUGAUAACCCAGUUGGUUGUACCGCACUUGGAACGGACCAAAGGUGUUAUUGUUAACAUAUCCAGUUCCCUAUCAGUCAAACCGAAUGUCCAUUUUAUGCCUUACUGUUUGGCUAAAUGUGCGAUCGAUAUGUUUACCAAAUGUAUGGCCUUGGAGUUGGGACCGAAAGGCAUACGCUGUAAUAGUGUCAAUCCGACGGCCGUCCGGACAAACUUUCAGUCGGCUACCGGUGCCGGCGAUAUACUGGUCGGUGUAUUGAAACAACUGGAAGAAACUAAUCCACUGAGACGUAUAGCAACUGUCGACGAUGUGGUCAAUGCGGUAGCAUUUCUGGCCUCUGGAGAGUCCGGGUUUGUUACGGGAACGGCACUUAUGGUCGACGGCGCCUCCAUUUGGGUCUAA
This is a messenger RNA of Oppia nitens, 854 nucleotides long. RefSeq names its product L-xylulose reductase-like. NCBI's taxonomy places the organism in Eukaryota, Metazoa, Arthropoda, Arachnida, Sarcoptiformes, Oppiidae. The transcript is spliced from 5 exons. The record is from RefSeq and is a predicted model, not a curated record. Bases 60 to 854 code for a protein of 264 amino acids.